Pyricularia oryzae 70-15 is the source of this 3452-nucleotide messenger RNA. Its product is annotated as zinc finger protein 740. Lineage: Eukaryota; Fungi; Ascomycota; Sordariomycetes; Magnaporthales; Pyriculariaceae. The record is from RefSeq and is a predicted model, not a curated record. Gene Ontology annotation, cellular component: nucleus. The transcript is spliced from 3 exons. The coding region runs from base 506 to 2533 and encodes 675 amino acids.
AUUCAAUCCAUCAGCCUCCUUCGCCAUCACCACUUUUAUCGAAGCGGGCGGAACGAGAGACUGUCACACCUGAAUCCAUUACACACCCAACAAAUCGUAUCCCGACCUCGACUGCAGGGCGGCUACAUACUUUUUUGUCACUGGAGUGAUUUUUUUUGGCGCAAUUCGCACAGACGCUUCAAUUUGAGUUUUUUUUUUUUUUUUUUAUCUUUCUUUUCCUCAACCCUUGUAUCCUCGCCCGGCCUUUUUCAUAUUUUUUUCUGGGCCAGAGGGAUAACACGCUGGAUCCGUUCUUUUUCGCGACAAGCUCUCGCCACGACUCCAGCCACACCUCGAAAAGUCGCAGUCACAGUCCUAGUCCCAGUCCGUCCCGUCGCCAAACGAUGCGACAAGCUCGGGUGAUAACACCCUGACUGGCGAUUGAUUGGUUGAACAACAGAGAAUCACAACAAAAAUAAAAUCGACCUCGCUGGGCCCGGUCGCGCGCGCCACGGCCCUGCCGCCCAUGGCAUCCGACAAAGGCCCCGUCGCAACCGAGGCUGCGUUUGCGACUCCUCCUGCGACCCAGGCCGCCGCCGCCGCCGCCAUCAACGCUGCAGAGCUGUUUGCUUCGGAGUCCGGGAGAUCUGGCUCGCUCAAGAGGGCCCGAGAGGUAACCCCCACCUCGCCAGCCUCAGUAGCCGCCACGCUUCCCAAUUCCGAUCUCUCGCCUUCCAAAAUACAGCGACUCGGCUUCGCAGCUAGACACUCGCCAGCGCCUUUGACGGGUGCCCUCGCCGUAGAAGAAGAGAGGUUGCGCAGGGAAGAGGAGGCUAGACACGCCGACGCUGUCAGCGACAACCCCAGUCGGCGCGUUUUGGACACCUUGAGAUCUGCCACCAUGGAGAUGAGUCGAGCACAAGAUGCCCCCGAGGCACCAGCUACGACAGUUGGUCAGGAUGCGCCGGCCGAUGCCAGCCACCAGGUCCCAAUUCCCGCCUUGAGUCCACACAAACCCGAUGUGCCGGUAGACACGAGCCCUCAACCUCAGGGCGCAAACCACAAUCCGAACGAGGGCGGUGCGCACCUCGUCGUCGACAGCCCUGCGCCCAUGGAUGUUGACCAGCGCAACGAGCAGCAGGCUGGUGGCUUUGUCGCACAAUCCGAUGAGCAAGCUCCGGAGAAACACACAGCAUACUCAUACCCUGGCAUCCAAUCUCCAAGUGCUGCCAUGGCCGCUCCACCUCCACCUCCGCGGGGUAUGAGUCUUCCCAUGAACACAACACAACAUGCGGACAUUGCCCCGAGGUCACCGUCCUCCAAGAAGCACAAGUGUCCCUACUGCAACACGGAAUUUACGAGACACCAUAACCUGAAGAGUCACCUACUCACUCAUAGCCAAGAGAAGCCAUAUAUGUGCAACACAUGCCAAAUGCGCUUCCGCCGGUUGCAUGACCUAAAACGGCACAGCAAACUUCAUACUGGAGAAAAGCCACACGUAUGUCCUAACUGUGACCGUAGUUUUGCGCGGGGUGAUGCUUUAGCACGCCAUGCCAAGGGAGUCGGUGGCUGUGCAAGCCGUAGGGCCAGCAUGGGCAGCUUUGGCGCCGGUGACGGAGUCGAUGAAUCGGCGGUGCAUGAAGGCGAUGACAGCAUGAUGUCGGGCGUCAUGUACGAGGCGAACGAUACAGCGAUGUCGGAAGAUGACCGCAGGCGGCUCAGUAUGACAACCACCAUCAAGCCCGCGCACGCAGCUGCGGGCCACACGUCAGAUAAUUUUGGUCAUCAGAGUCGUCCACUAGCGAGACAAGGUACUGCUGGAGGUAUUACCGAAAGUCCCAAACCAUUAAGCCCCGGCAGUGCGCUCGCUGCGCAGUUGGGCCAAGAUCCGGCUCAAAACAGUCAGCGUUCCCCGAGCUUGACCACGCAUGUGGCACAGCAAGCCUACAACCGACGGCAAACAGACUCCAGUCAAGCUGGAGUUGCGGCUGCUGCUGGUGGCCCAAUCAAUCACCAGUCAGGAGCUCACUCACGGACGUCAAGCGGUCCGAGCCAUGUGCCGAGUGGUGGGAAUGGCGAGAGCUCAAAUAACCUUUUCAGUACGGGCGACAAUACCACUAUAUGGUCAUAUAUACAGUCGGUCGACAGCAAAUGGGAAGCAGCUUUCAAGCAGAUGCAAGAUCGCAUGGUCGUCCUCGAAGCUGCCAAAGCGGGCUCUGAUGCUCAGGUCAUCUUUUUGGAGAACAAAUUUACACAGAUGGAAGGCAAGAAUGCACAGCUCGAGAACCAGGUCGCGCAACUUAUUGAGGAGGUCAACAAUCUGCGCCAGCGACUGGCAAUGCCGCAGCAGCUUGCCGAGGAACUUAACGCACUACGACCGCAUAUAUCAGUUUCGAGGGAUGUGCACACUCCUGAGGCGGGCCAGCAGCAACACAACGAGGUGGAGCAAGAACAGCAGCAUCUCGAGGCAAUCCAGCAGCAACAACCCGAGGCACAAAUUCCUGCUCAACCUCAAUCUGUAGAGGAGAUGGAUUUGGCUGCGCUCAAGGAGUAGGCAUCCUGCGGCGGCUGUCAUUUGCUGGUCGAUGCUUAGAAAUAGGCGUUUACAUCCCAUAGAGCACGUAGAGAACAAAAGCCUCUCUCGUCGUGUGUUAUCUGGGUUUCAUUCUCAGCUGUCAUUGUAAUUGUAAUCUUUUUAUUCCCUUUACCCUCACACCAUGUACCUUUGCCCUUUUUUUCAGCAAUGUCGAUAUAUCCCUUGAUUUCACAUUUCCCGGACCAAGGCAUCAUUCACCAUUUGGGGGACGGAGCGAGGAGGAAGCGAGUGUAAAUAAAAGCCGGGUGGCGUUAUGGGAGAAGGUGGCUUUCAAGCUUUGCGACCCAUUCUUUUGCUUUGCGAUUUUCUAGCUUUUUUUUCUUUUUUUUUUCUUUUUUGGAACUCGAUUGUGAGAAUAGCAAGAGGUGCUGAUGUGUCUUGUGCACCAGCAGGUUGAGAUGCAUGAUUAUGAACUUGAGACAGAAGAAUAGGAAGGGCUCUACGAUUCAAUGGAAGUGCUCUUACCUGCAAGCCAUUACUUAGGUAGCUUGGAGCUCUCAUGCUGCUCUCGCCUGUAGCCCAACCUGGUCAUACUUGCUUGUUUCCUGGCUGUGUUCUUCCCCCUCAUGUUUUGAAAUGCACCAAGGUUAUCACUCAAAAGUACUGCUGGGCUGUGUGGAUCAAAUGGCAGCACGGCAGUACUACCCGAGGAGAUGUUCACUACACCAAAGCCAACCAGGCUAUCUAUGAUGUGUCUGGCUCCAGGACGGAGCAACAAAGUGUGCGUUGCCCUCCUCUGCAAUGACGUUAACCAAAGUCAAUGGGCUAUCAUGCGAGUCUCUUAGUUAGCUGUUAACUGAAGUGUAUGUAGCACACCCCAUCGGAACGAAACAUACUUGUUCCGAUACCAACCAAUGCUCUACUUUUUACUUUGCGG